Molecule: messenger RNA, 1864 nt
Organism: Nothobranchius furzeri (turquoise killifish)
Lineage: Eukaryota; Metazoa; Chordata; Actinopteri; Cyprinodontiformes; Nothobranchiidae
Product: beta-1,3-galactosyl-O-glycosyl-glycoprotein beta-1,6-N-acetylglucosaminyltransferase
Cellular component (GO): membrane
Molecular function (GO): beta-1,3-galactosyl-O-glycosyl-glycoprotein beta-1,6-N-acetylglucosaminyltransferase activity
Source: RefSeq, a predicted model, not a curated record
AUUACUGUGGAAUAUCUAAGCAAAGAUCUUUUAAAGUGGAUAAAAAGCGCUGGUUUGUGCAGAGAUCAUAGUGAUGCAAUAAUGCGGUUGCUGAAACGAGGAAGCCGGCUACUGUUCCUGAAGCUCUCCAUUGGACUGGGAUCUCUGUGGAUGCUUUACCUAGCCAGUCAUCUGGACACAGACAAGGUCUCUGGAUUCACCCGCAGUCACAGCUGGCUGGAGUAUACAGACGAUGAUGGAGGCCCAGAGAAAGUGUGCAACUGUUCAGGAAUCCUGCAAAGAGACCAGGAGUCUCUGGAGCAGGCCAAACUGUUGACUUUAACCAAAACGUUCCGCAAGAGGAUUCAAAUCCCAGAUGAGUUUUAUAUUAAUGAAACCCGGGACUGCAGGAACUUCAAAUUAAGGAGGAAAUACUUAACAUUUCCACUGAGCAAAGAGGAGGAAGACUUUCCUUUGGCUUAUUCCAUGGUGGUUCAUCACAAAGUGCAGAACUUUGAACGUCUACUGCGGGCCAUCUAUGCACCUCAGAAUAUUUAUUGUGUCCACGUGGACAAAAAAUCUGCCCCUUCUGUAACAUCCGCCAUCCUGGCCAUCACUUCCUGUUUCCCCAACGUCUUCAUGGUCAGCGAGGCGGUCAGUGUUGUGUACGCUGGCUGGUCUCGUGUCCAAGCUGAUCUGAACUGUAUGGCUGACCUCUACAACGCCAGUACCAAAUGGAAAUACUUCAUCAACCUCUGUGGCCAGGACUUCCCUCUGAAAACCAACUUGGAGAUGGUUCGAAUGCUGCAGUCACUGAAGGGCAGCAACAGCCUGGAGUCAGAGAGCCUGCCUGCAGAAAAAAGAUGGAGGAUACAUUACGUUCACAAUAUUACUGAUGGGAAAAUCAAGACGACGAAAGAAUUAAAGAAACCACCUCCCUUCAACCUGCCCAUCAAGUCAGGAAGUGCCUACAUCGUGGUUACUCGAGGUUAUGUUGGCAGCGUGCUGAAAGACUCCAAAAUAAAGGAUCUUACUAACUGGUUUAAAGAUACCUACAGUCCAGAUGAGCUCAUCUGGGCAACCAUUCAGCGGAUCCCUGGUGUUCCUGGCUCAAAGUGGCCCAGCCGUAAAUACGACCAGACAGAUGUCAACGCAUUUGCACGGCUGGUGAAGUGGGCGUGGCAUGAGGGGUCACAGGAUUCAGAGUCAGCGGUGUACCCCGAGUGUCAAGGCAACCAUGUCAGGUCAAUAUGUGUGUAUGGAGCUGGAGACCUGCAGUGGCUUCUUCAAAACCACCAUUUCUUUGCCAACAAGUUUGACACAGCCACAGAUCCCAUUGCUGUCUUCUGCCUGGAGAAACAUCUCAGACAUAAAGCUCUGGCUGAGGCAGAGUAGUUGGAGACCUUUUUAUACAGCAGUAUGGAGUUUAGCAGUACAUGUGGCACAAGCCAGGCUCUUGCUCCUUAUUUAUAAUCUCAUGUUUGUCCAGAAACAAACAAACGCACAUUUACUUCUCAUUUGAGAAAGGAAAAAUAAAACAUUUACUAUCUGAGUUUUUCAUUAAGAUUGGUUGACAUUUUCAUUAUCAGCAGCUAGACUGAAUCACUGACAAAAGCACAGCUUCUUGAAAUUGGUCACAGAGUCAUCUAAACUGUGUUGCUGCAAAGUUUGAUAUUUUUGUUCAUAAUAACUUUUGGCUCAAAAUUUCAGCUCCUCUUAUUAGACAAUAGUUGAUCUUAAAGUGUGUGGAACCAUUUUCCCAAGGUCUGGUUGGAAGACUUUACACAAAAUGUGUAACAAAGCAGCAUUAAAGUAGAUGACUGGAUUACUUUUAUCUCGUGGCACCAUCUAGUGGCCGACAAGCGUAUCACACCAAGACAUUUCU